Messenger RNA from Myripristis murdjan (pinecone soldierfish), 597 nucleotides. It is a transcript of the gene polr2l, whose product is annotated as RNA polymerase II, I and III subunit L. Lineage: Eukaryota; Metazoa; Chordata; Actinopteri; Holocentriformes; Holocentridae. The transcript has 3 exons. Bases 164 to 367 code for a protein of 67 amino acids. Gene Ontology annotation, biological process: transcription by RNA polymerase I; transcription by RNA polymerase II; tRNA transcription by RNA polymerase III. Gene Ontology annotation, molecular function: DNA binding; zinc ion binding. The record is from RefSeq and is a predicted model, not a curated record. Gene Ontology annotation, cellular component: RNA polymerase III complex; RNA polymerase I complex; RNA polymerase II, core complex.
CGUCCCGGAAGUGAUUUAGUAUUUUCCAGAAGGUGUUCGUGUUUUUCAUCCUGGCUAACGGGGCUAGCUUGCUCACACCGCCGCUAGGAAGCACAUUUUUCACUUGCUGCUCCUCGUAGGAUAUAGCCGAACUAAAGUAACUCGGUGAAAGUGGUGUCCGACAAUGAUCAUCCCAAUCCGGUGCUUCACGUGUGGAAAGAUCGUGGGUAACAAAUGGGAGGCGUAUCUCGGCCUGCUUCAAGCUGAGUAUACUGAGGGUGACGCCCUUGAUGCCUUGGGCUUGAAGAGAUACUGUUGCCGGAGGAUGCUCCUUGCUCAUGUGGAUCUUAUUGAGAAGUUGCUGAACUAUGCUCCCUUGGAGAAGUGAUUGUUUUUGCCCACCUUCACCAGAACGACGGCCUUGGACGGACUGGACAGGGACAUGACUUGUGACAUGGACAGGCUGAUGGAUGUGUUGUGGAGUCUCUCCACUGUACAUUAUCAGAUUGUCUGUGCCAGUGCAGAGAUGACAUGACAACUACAAUAGUUUUGCAACAUUUUUAGUUCAAGUAUCUUAUUUGAAGAGUGUUUUUCUAAAUAAAGCUGUUAAAUCAGUUA